Molecule: messenger RNA, 2655 nt
Organism: Trypanosoma theileri
Lineage: Eukaryota; Euglenozoa; Kinetoplastea; Trypanosomatida; Trypanosomatidae
Product: ubiquitin hydrolase
Exons: 1
Coding region: 1-2655 (884 amino acids)
Biological process (GO): protein deubiquitination
Cellular component (GO): nucleus; cytosol
Molecular function (GO): cysteine-type endopeptidase activity; cysteine-type deubiquitinase activity
Source: RefSeq, a predicted model, not a curated record
AUGCUGCGGAAUACAUACUGCUUCUCCUAUGAGGAACGUGAAAAACCGCCUCCCUACAGUGGCCUUGUGAACCAAGGAAGCACAUGUUAUCUAAAUGCCGUUAUUCAAGUUCUCUAUCAUUUGCCGGCUUUUCGCUACAGCAUUUACUCCAUUGAAGAACCUGAGAAGCACUCUAUCACUUUGGCAUUACGAAAUAUAUUUUCUCAAUUAAACUGUUCAUAUUCUUUUAUUUCUACAAAAGAUUUGACAGACGCAUUCGGUUGGGAGGACAAGGAGGCAUAUAUACAGCAGGAUGUGCAUGAAAUGAUGCAAAAACUUUUCCAAAUCUUAGAACGUGUAUGUAAGAAUACACCUCAAGAAAAUUUUAUUCGUGAUCUUUUCUAUGGUGAAAUAACAUAUAUCACACGUACAGUUGAUGGGGUGGAUCACACUACAUAUCACAAAGAAGGUUUUUACGAUAUCGAGUUGUCUGUAAAGGACAAGAAUUCAAUCUAUGAUUCCCUUGAUCAAUGGAUACAACCUGAACGUAUGGAAAAUGUAUCAUUAGAAAUUGAAAAAGGUAAGCCUAGUAGUGUACAUGUAGUUGAAAGAAAACAAUUUUUUUCACGGCUUCCACCUGUUUUAUUGGUUCACCCCAAUCGUGUUUGUUUCUCUACAGAAACUUGUGAAGUGUUGAUGUUGGAAAACAAGUGGACCUUUUCAAAUUCUUUAAAUCUUGAAUCAUACAUUUUUUCGGAAGGUGGUGAUAAUGUGAAAGAUGUGAAAAAUUUGGGAACUAAAUAUGAAUUACGUUCUGUUAUUAUUCAUCAAGGAGGUGCCCAUAGUGGACAUUAUCUUUCUUAUGUUCACAUUGGAGAAGAAUGGAUUUGUUUUAAUGAUAACUCUGUUUCUAGAGUAAAUGAGAAGAUUGUUAUGCAGGCGGCCUAUGGUGGAAAACGUGGUUACCUAAGCGGCUUUUCAAAUGAGCGAGCAUCACUUCUUAUGUAUGUUAAUAAAAAAAAAUCUGAUGAAAUUUUAAAAGAGAAACCUAUUCCUAAGCAUUUAAAAGAUGUUGCAGAGAAUAUUAAUGAGCUUAAUAAACGCAAAUGGGAUGAAGCAUAUACUAAAAAAGAAUAUUAUUACCUUAAAGAUGGAGAAAGACUCAUUCAUGUAUUAGAUGGUUACGCAAAUAGAGGAUUAAAAUCGUCACUAUUUUCUUCUCUAUGUACUUCAUCUAUACAAGAUCUGUAUAAUACUAUUGCUGCAGAAAUAAAUCAAACUGCUGAUAAAUUUCGUAUUUGGGUUUACCCUGAGAUUCCCAUUAUGAAAAGUGGUUGUGGUAUUCUUAAAGAUAUUACAAGUAUAAAAUUCUUUUUUUUUGUAGAAAGUUUACCGAAACCAAAGGAGGAAAUAGAGGCACUUUCUAAGGACUAUUUCUUUGCACCUGUUCGCCUUGUUUACGAAGACACUUUACGUUUUUAUGGUAUUGUCCACAGUAGAGAAGAACUAAAAGAACUUAUGAUGGAAAAUAAGGAAAAAAUGAAGUGUUUUAUGUGUACUUUUCCUCCUACUGUAUAUGAGGUAUCUGUUGAUGAGGUUUUGAUAGGUAGUAAUCUUAUUCUAUGUCCUGAAUCCGUGUCGAAUAAAAGUUUGCUGUAUAUUUUACAACGUCUUUUAUACAAUGAAGUUCAUUUGUUUUUGCUUGAAAAUAAAAAUGCAAACAGUUGGAAACCUUUUGGUAGUUUUCAACUUGAUAAUAAUACUUCGUAUGAGGAUCUUCAAAAAGAAGCCUUUCGACUUCUAUCUCUUGCUGGUUUACAUCUUCCACCUUCACCGGAGUAUAUUGGAUUUCACUCUCAAAUUUCUUCUGAUAGUGCAGUACCUUCUCUUUCUAUUGCUCCACCUAUUUCUGAUAAUGGUUGUACAAGUACACUUGGCUCCAUAUUGGCUCACCAAAAUGAGAUGGGAUGUUUAUAUGUACAGAUACUCCCACUUCCUUUAUCCUUGUUGGAUGUUUUACGUGUAGUAAUAUUUAAUGUUGGAGGUGGAUUUAGACCUUUGGUCUUUAUUGAGAAGAAAAACUACACAUUGGGUGAAUUGUUUCGUAUUACGUUAGAUCAAUAUGGCUCAUAUCUUUCUCCUGAACUUGUGCAACGCAUCACACGAAGCCUUCAAGAAAAUAUUCCAGCACUUCGUCUCCUUUCAUAUGAGGAAAUGUUACAUCUUAAUGUACAAGUAAAUAACGAGGAAAGGAUACCGCUAACUCCUGGUUAUUACAUAAUUGAUGUGUUGGUGGAAGUUAAGGAAGGAUUUUCUCUCAUAGAUGUAUUGUUUUGUUCUCGUAGAAAAAAAGAGGACUAUUUUGGAUUUCCAACCAAUAUUCCCAUAUCUAAUACAUAUGAGGAAACAGGGGAAGAAAUUGCCCGACGAGUGGCAGAUAAAAUUAAGGCUACUGAGGAAGUCGCUGAUAUUACCCUUUGGAUUGUCGCCAUACGAGAACAAAAAGGGUUUUAUCACACUAUUGGGAGUAAAGAUUCAUUGAAGAGUGUAAUAAAGAGAAUUUCUAGUGAAGUAGAAUGUUUUGUUAUUGAUCGACCACGAUCUUUUUCUUUAGAUGGCGUUGAAAACUCACAUCAAAAGUCUGAACAAUCGAUCGUUAUCAGAGAAACUUCUUAA